Messenger RNA from Vigna angularis (adzuki bean), 2232 nucleotides. Its product is annotated as xylan O-acetyltransferase 1. The record is from RefSeq and is a predicted model, not a curated record. NCBI's taxonomy places the organism in Eukaryota, Viridiplantae, Streptophyta, Magnoliopsida, Fabales, Fabaceae. The coding region runs from base 438 to 1883 and encodes 481 amino acids. Gene Ontology annotation, molecular function: O-acetyltransferase activity. Gene Ontology annotation, cellular component: Golgi apparatus. The transcript has 5 exons.
GUGUCUACCAAAGAGCCUGAACCACACCACACAGACCACCCUUUUCAUUCAACUGACUCGGACUAGGACCAACCCUGAAGGCUUUGAGAUCACUCCUCUCCCUCAGUUAUUGUCUGAAAAGGAGGAAGAGAGGUUCAAAAGUGGUUGCAAAUGGAUUAUAGCGAUUUAAAAAAUUCAGAAAACAAAGAACUUGAGAAAGACAACCUUCCUUCACUUCACCAAUACAGCACCCUCUUCUAUCCCAGUUUCUGCAAAGAAAACACCCUUUCACCCACCCCAAUUAAACAAACACAACCUAAUACUAAAAAAUAGUGAGUUAUUAGAAAAAUUCUCUAUUUCAAUGUUGUUCAUUUCUUUCUCUAUAUUUCCCAUCUUUCCCUCCCUUCCCAGCACACCCUCAAGCUAAAGCCUUGUCUUGCUCACUCUUUCUCUCUACCAUGCAGCCCCCUCGGCGCAAGAACAAUCCUCCAAACUCAGAAACCGCAACAACAAUGAAAGGCAAAAGAAACAGCAGCGUUAGCAUCUCCAUUUUCGUGGUGGUGUUCACCAUAUUCCUCUUUGGGGUAUUCAUUUACAACGAGGACGUUAAGUCAAUGGCCGAGUUCACCUUCUUGAGGCCUAAGGCUGAAGACAUCCAAGAAGCUAAACCGGAACAAGAAGAAACGGUUUCCAAGAAUUCAAGAACUCAACUUGAGAAAAGACAGGUCGAGGACUCCGAGGAGGAAAAUCGAGAACCAAUUGAUUUGAAAGCUGCUGUGGCAGAAGAGAAAGAAGAGAAGAUUUUGGAAGAGUAUGACGAAGAAAAAGAAGAUGUCGUGUUGCCUCCAGAAGACUGUGACUUGUUUACUGGGGAUUGGGUUCUUGACAACUUGACACACCCUCUGUACAAAGAAGACCAGUGCGAAUUCCUCACUUCACAAGUCACUUGCAUGAAGAAUGGAAGACGUGAUUCUCUCUAUCAGAAUUGGAGAUGGCAGCCCAGAGAUUGCUCUUUGCCCGAUUUCAAACCGAGACUUUUGCUUGAGAAGCUCAGAGGGAAGAGGCUUAUGUUUGUUGGAGACUCGUUGAAUAGGAACCAAUGGGAAUCAAUGAUUUGUUUGGUCCAGUCUGCUGUUCCUCAAGUCAAAAAGAGCUUGAGCAAGAAUGGUUCUCUUUCUAUUUUCACUAUUGAGGAUUUCAAUGCUACGGUUGAGUUCUACUGGGCACCAUUCCUUGUAGAGUCAAACUCAGAUGAUCCAAAAAUGCACAGCAUAUUGAACCGUAUCAUCAUGCCUGAAUCCAUUGAAAAGCAUGCUGUGAACUGGAAGAAUGUGGACUAUCUUAUCUUUAACACUUACAUAUGGUGGAUGAAUACCGCCACUAUGAAAGUCUUACGAGGAUCGUUUGAUGAAGGAUCCACGGAGUACGAUGAAGUCCCUCGCCCAAUAGCGUAUGGGAGAGUCCUCAACACGUGGUCCAAAUGGGUGGAAGACAACAUUGAUCCAAAUCGCACCAAAGUUUUCUUCUCCAGCAUGUCCCCUCUUCAUAUUAAGAGUGAGGCUUGGAACAAUCCAGAUGGAAUAAAAUGUGCUAAGGAGACCACCCCAAUUGUGAACAUGUCGAACACAUUAGAAAUUGGUACCGAUAGACGGCUUUUUGUUGUAGCGAACAAUGUGACACAGUCAAUGAAGGUGGUGCCAGUGAAGUUCCUUAACAUCACAACCUUGUCAGAGUUCAGAAAAGAUGCACACACAUCUGUUUACACCAUACGCCAAGGCAAGAUGUUGACUCCAGAGCAACAAGCUGAUCCUGCCACCUAUGCAGAUUGUAUCCAUUGGUGUCUACCUGGCUUACCUGACACAUGGAACGAGUUCCUUUAUACACAUAUCAUCUCUCAAUCUUGACUAACAACAACUUAUAAAUAUCCUUACAAAUCUCCUCAUUUCACUCUUUACAUAACUGUUAUAAAUUUUACUCUCUUUUUCUUCAUGCCUCGGCGUUUUUUAGUCUUGUCUCAAUGUUCUUGUAAGUUGUAAAUUUUCUUGAGACAUUUUCUCUUAGCUUUCUAUACUUGUAGAUUGAGAUCUAGGAAUUGGCGUUGCUUUUCAGUUUCACCCCUUUUGUUUCCUCUUGCUAUUUCUUCUUUGUUGAGUCCAUUUGGUUGAGGUUAGAAGCACAAACAAACGAAUUGUACAAUGAAUUCUUGAAGAGAAAAUAAAUCAACUAUACAUUGUAUGUGUUUGGACUGUUGUA